This is a messenger RNA of Emiliania huxleyi CCMP1516, 804 nucleotides long. RefSeq lists its product as hypothetical. Lineage: Eukaryota; Haptophyta; Isochrysidales; Noelaerhabdaceae. The transcript is spliced from 4 exons. Bases 1 to 804 code for a protein of 267 amino acids. The record is from RefSeq and is a predicted model, not a curated record.
AUGAACCAACUCUUGGCCUACGUUCAGAAGAAGCACCUUCGCGAAAUGAACGAAGCUGCGCUGAUGCAUCGCCGCCUCAUGAUCGGGGCUGGGCUGGUGAUACUCACCCUCUUCGCAAUCCUUGGCGCCAUCGUGGCAACCAGUGCAGGGCCGCGGCUCCGGCGGCUGGCAUUCGGGAGCGGCGCCGCUCUCCUCCUCCUGCUCCUCGUCGCCAGCGUAACAUCCUCCUCCUCCCGGCGGCCGCAUUCAAUGUUCUUUGGCCUCAGCAGCAGCUUCUGCAGCGCCACGCCCAGCAAAGUCUCCAGCCCCCUCCGGUGGGCAGAGCCCAGCACUGCGAAUGACCGCGCCGCAACCGCGGAUCGAAUCUGCUGCAGAAACCACGACUAUGCCGAGUGGUCCGGGAGCUGGACGGCGAGCAGCUUCCCGAAGCGCCUCGCGGCCGGCGAGACCAUCACCUUUUACGACGUGGCCUCGCAUCUGCCUCUAUAUCGCGCUCCGAUCGGCCGCACCUUUGACGAAUUUUUCGAGGAGUCGAAGGCGCACGGCUGGCCUUCGUUCCGCGACCAGGAGGUCAUCUGGGAGAACGUAGUGGUCAAAUCUGGUGGGGAGGUGGUGAGCGGGAACGGGACGCACCUUGGCCACAACCUGCCGGAUCGCAAAGGCAAUCGGCAUUGCAUCAACCUGGUCUGCGUUUCCGGCCCUCCGCCAACAGCCGUAAGUACCGAGUAUACGCGGCCUGACAAGCUGUGCCCGAGAGCGUGUUCACGGCGCCCGAGGCCGCGUCGCUCGCAAGCUGGGCGCUAA